Messenger RNA from Aspergillus pseudotamarii, 1130 nucleotides. Its product is annotated as RTA1 domain-containing protein. The transcript has 2 exons. The record is from RefSeq and is a predicted model, not a curated record. Bases 218 to 1063 code for a protein of 281 amino acids. NCBI's taxonomy places the organism in Eukaryota, Fungi, Ascomycota, Eurotiomycetes, Eurotiales, Aspergillaceae. Gene Ontology annotation, cellular component: membrane.
GCGAAUACGAGGUCCACCUAUCAUGAAGUUUGGGAGUUUUGCUCCGAUGUCAUUAGUGGGUUGGGUGAUUCGUUCAGAUGUAUGAAUAUCUUGUAUACUAUGAAAAUUGGGAUAUAAAGGGUUGCAUGAGUUACAAGAGUGGAAUUAUCAGAUUAUACUUGGAUUUCAAGAGAGGAGACCUUGAACUACAUUUACCAUAUCUUUUCUACCCCAAAAAAUGGGCACCUCAAUCUACUUCUACAACCCAUCCCUAGCCGCCUCAAUCCUCUUCACAAUCCUCUACACCCUCCCCUUAACCUAUCACACCUACCUAUCCUUCAUCGCUCCCUACACAGGCCACCACCACAAAGUAAGUUACUUCAUCCCCAUCGCCAUCGGCGCCGCAACAGAAGUCGCCGCCUACGCCAUCCGAGCCGCCAGCGUAAAGCAACAAGACAACAUCGGCCUCUACGCUACCUCCGCAACUUUAAUCGUGAUCGCCCCCGUCCUCGUUUGUGCAAGCCUCUACAUCCUGAUCGGGCGAUUGAUCCGGUCCGCUGGCGGUUGUGCUGCUUCUAGCCCCAACACCGAGACGAAGAACCCGGUACUGCUGUUCGGGAGAUUCUCACCGUCUUGGAUCCCCCGUGUCUUUGUUACGUCAGAUGUCGUUAGUUUCCUGACGCAGGCGGCUGGGAGCGGGAUUGCUUCCUCGAAUGAUUGGGUAGGGAAGGAGAAAGAUAUUGGGGUUGGGGUGCUUAUUGCCGGGUUGGUGUUGCAGCUUGUUACUUUUGGGUUUUUUCUAGUGGUCGUGGUUUGGUUCGAUCGGAGGUCCUCUGCUGCUGGGGAGGUCGAGUCUGGGGUGAGGUCGGUUUUGAAUGGGAUUUAUGUGGCUGGGGGGUUCAUUACGAUUCGGUUGAUCUAUCGAGUUAUUGAGUUCUGUAUGGGUAUGGAUACCUAUACCUGGACUCAUGAGUGGCCGUUGUAUGUCCUUGAGGCCGUGCCGAUGUUGAUUGCGAUGAUGGUUCUGGGUUGGUAUCAUCCCGCUAGGUGGCUUCCGGUUGGACUUAGUGCGAGGUCGAAGUAGUUGCUUGAUUGUGUGGGUUAGAUGGUGAUGUAGAUGGUGACGAUGCUGUUAGACUGCGUGGCAUUCG